Messenger RNA from Pieris macdunnoughi, 1200 nucleotides. The record is from the annotation of a GenBank genome assembly. NCBI's taxonomy places the organism in Eukaryota, Metazoa, Arthropoda, Insecta, Lepidoptera, Pieridae.
AUGGCGUUAAGAACAUACGGCGAUAAGCCUAUAAGUUUCCAAAUAGAAGAAGGGGGUGACUUCUACUGUGUUGGCUCAGAGGUUGGAAAUUAUCUUCGGUUAUUCCGAGGUUCUCUCUACAAAAAGUAUCCUGGCAUGGCCAGAAGAACUCUGACAAACGAGGAAAGAAAGAGACUAGUUGAUAAUGGCCUGGGACCUCAUGUUCUAUCCAGUUCUGUCUCUUUGCUUAAAGCUUCGGAAGUUGAAGAUAUUAUUGAAGGAAAUGAUGAGAAGUAUAAGGCUGUAUCAGUCAGUCAAGAAAUGGCUACUCCAAGAGAGGGCAAAAGUAAGAAGCCUCAUAAUCCUUCAUGGCUUCCGGUCAUGCCCAACUCAUCACAUUUGGAUGCAGUACCACAGGCUACUCCUAUCAGUAGAACAAGAGUUCACAAUAAGAAGGUGCGCACGUUCCCUCUCUGUUUUGAUGACACCGACAUGACAGCAAUGCUGGAAAACGCAUCACAGAAGCAGAUUCUGGUGCCCAUUAGACUGGACAUGGAGAUUGAAGGACAGAAGCUCAGAGAUACUUUUACAUGGAAUAAAAAUGAAUCAAUAAUUACACCAGAACAAUUCGCGGAGGUUCUCUGCGAUGACUUAGAGUUGAACACUAGUACUUUCAUCCCGGCCAUCGCCACUUCUAUCAAACAGCAGAUCGAGGCAUUUCCGAGUGAGCCACCCGCCAUACUGGAAGAGGCCACCGACCAGAGAGUCAUCAUCAAGCUCAACAUACACGUCGGGAACACUUCUUUGGUGGACACCGUGGAAUGGGACAUGUCAGAAAAAGAGAAUAAUCCUGAACAGUUUGCGAUGAAACUUUGCGCAGAGCUGGGCCUCGGCGGGGAGUUCGUGACGGGCAUCGCUUACAGCGUGAGAGGCCAACUCGGGUGGCACCAACGCACCUACGGCUUCAACGAAGCUCUGCCGACCGUCGAGACGCCAUAUCGCCAGCCGUCGGAGGCCGAGGUGUGGGCUCCGCACCUGGAGACGCUCACCAACGCCGAGAUGGAGAAGAAGAUCCGAGAUCAGGACAGGAACACCAGACGCAUGCGCCGACUCGCCAACACCACGCCCGAUGUCUCCCUGAGUCGAGCCGUGAACCGCCUCAUUCGCGCUGACGAAGCGUUGUUCCAGACCACGCCCGAGAAACGCAGAAAGAAGAUAUAA